GACAGAGUCUCAGCCUCGCCGCUGCCGCCCGGAGACUGCUGAGCCCCCGUCCGUCCGCCGCCACCCACUCGGGACACAGAACAUCCAGUCAUGGAUAAAAAUGAGCUGGUGCAGAAGGCCAAACUGGCCGAGCAGGCUGAGCUAUAUGAUGACAUGGCAGCCUGCAUGAAGUCUGUAACUGAGCAAGGAGCUGAAUUAUCCAAUGAGGAGAGGAAUCUUCUCUCAGUUGCUUAUAAAAAUGUUGUAGGAGCCUGUAGGUCAUCUUGGAGGGUCGUCUCGAGUAUUGAGCAAAAGACGGAAGGUGCUGAGAAAAAACAGCAGAUGGCUCGAGAAUACAGAGAGAAAAUCGAGACCGAGCUAAGAGAUAUCUGCAAUGAUGUACUGUCUCUUUUGGAAAAGUUUUUGAUCCCCAGUGCUUCACAAGCAGAGAGCAAAGUCUUCUAUUUGAAAAUGAAAGGAGACUACUACCGUUACUUGGCAGAGGUUGCUGCUGGUGAUGAUAAGAAAGGGAUUGUAGAUCAGUCACAACAAGCAUAUCAAGAAGCUUUUGAAAUCAGCAAAAAGGAAAUGCAACCAACACAUCCUAUCAGAUUGGGUCUGGCCCUUAACUUCUCUGUGUUCUAUUACGAAAUUCUGAACUCCCCGGAGAAAGCUUGCUCUCUUGCAAAGACAGCUUUUGAUGAAGCCAUUGCUGAACUUGAUACAUUAAGUGAAGAGUCAUACAAAGACAGCACGCUAAUAAUGCAAUUACUGAGAGACAACUUGACAUUGUGGACAUCGGACACCCAAGGAGACGAAGCUGAAGCAGGAGAAGGAGGGGAAAAUUAACCGGCCUUCCAACUUUUUGUCUGCCUCAUUCUAAAUUUACACAGUAGACCAUUUGUCAUCCAUGCUGUCCCACAAAUAGUUUUUUGUUUACGAUUUAUGACAGGUUUAUGUUACUUCUAUUUGAAUUUCUAUAUUUCCCAUGUGGUUUUUAUGUUGAAUAUUAGGGGAGUAGAGCCAGUUAACAUUUAGGGAAUUAUCUGUUUUCAUCUUGAGGUGGCCAAUAUGGGGAUGUGGAAUUUUUAUACUAGUUAUAAAUGUUUGGCAUAGUACUUUUGGUACAUUGUGGCUUCACAAGGGCCAGUGUUAAAACUGCUUCCAUGUCUAAGCAAAGAAAACUGCCUACAUAUUGGUUUGUCCUGGUAGGGAAUAAAAGGGAUACUUGGUUCCAGAUACAGGUAUAGUUUUUGUGGGUACUUUAAGGUUUGGAGCACUUACGAGGCUGUAGUAGAAAUGGGUAUUCUGUAGAUACCGUGUAUGGAACCAUGAGAAUCUGUGGAAUACUCAACUCUCAGUGUGCACACCUUUGAUUACAGUUGCAGAAGUGUUCCUUUAGUUCCUUUACUCUGGAUAAGGGCAGAAACGGUUCACAUUCCAUUAUUUGUAAAGUUACCUGCUGUUUGCUUUCAUUAUUUUUGCUACACUCCUUUUAUUUGUAUUUAAAUGUUUUAGGCAACCUAAGAACAAAUGUACAAGUAAAGAUGCAGUAAAAAUGAAUUGCUUGAUAUCCAUUACUUUAUGUGUAUCAAGCACAGCAGCAAAAUAAAAAUCCCAUGUAUUUAACUUUU
Molecule: messenger RNA, 1613 nt
Organism: Mustela lutreola (European mink)
Lineage: Eukaryota; Metazoa; Chordata; Mammalia; Carnivora; Mustelidae
Product: 14-3-3 protein zeta/delta-like
Exons: 1
Coding region: 91-828 (245 amino acids)
Biological process (GO): signal transduction
Cellular component (GO): cytoplasm
Source: RefSeq, a predicted model, not a curated record